Vitrella brassicaformis is the source of this 1432-nucleotide messenger RNA. Lineage: Eukaryota; Vitrellaceae. The record is from the annotation of a GenBank genome assembly.
CCCCUCUGUUUUCAGUGAGGCCCACGAAGAAGAGAGCCUCAGCCGUGAUCCCCACCAGCCUGUCGUCAUGGGGAAGAAGAAGAACAAGACCAAGGUGAGAAAUGCACGGGAUGAUUCUCAUGCUCUCACAUUCUGACCAUCCACACGCCUCUCUUACGUCCCUGUGGUCUCUGUGUGCCUACAGAACAAGUCACAGGCCGCUCCGGCCGCUUCGCCCGCCCAAGCCCCAACAUCCCCCUCGCCAUCCCCCGACGCAUCGCCCACGACGAAUGCCAACGCCCCCCAGCCGGCCGCACCUGAUGCCCCCAACCUCCCACCAGGAGACGACCAAGGCCCCGAGAACGAGCCGGGCAUCGACCAAGAGCCGGCAUCAGCGGACGACAGCAGCACCCCGGCCGAGGAGACGCCGCAGGACACCGACACGACGCCCAAGGAGGACGGAGAGGGGCAGUCAGCCGGGCAGGAGGACGACGAGCGGCUCAUCAAUUACCUGAAGGAGCACGAGCUCAGCUUCAGCAUCGUCAUCAAGGCGAUCAAGAAGUGCCGGAAAAACCUCGACGCCAUCGCUCGGCUGGAGGCACGGCAGCCCCACACGUUGUCGCGGGAGGAGGCCGAGAAGGUCAAGAGCAAGUUGCGGAUGGAGCACGAGAUGGCGAUGCUGGUCAAGUUGAGAGACGAGUGCCUCAAGGCUGCGAGGGAGGGGGUGGGGAGUGAGGGGGCGAAGGGCAAGGGGCAUGCUACGACCCAGACGGAGAUUGUCGUUGUUGAGGUGAGCAGGGAGGGUAGGCAGGCCACGGGAGCACCUCUGUGCCUGUCACAUUCCCUGGUUCCCCUGUGUGUCAUUAUUCCUCUCUGUGUGUCUGCAGAGUGUUGAGGCGCAGACAGAGGACGGGCCAUCGCCUCCUGAUGCUGCUGCCGAGUUGUCUGGAGAUGACGCUGCUGAGGAGCAACCUGACGAGCGGCCUGCUGACGAGCCGCCGGCACCUGAUCCGGAGCAGCCUCCUGCUGACCACCAUCAGCAAAGCACAGACCAAGUAAGACAAUCCACAAUGCCACACCGGAUUCUGACAGCACUCAAACCAUCGCUCCCUCUCUCUGUAUGCAGCCGCCGCCGUGCCAACAGGGUGAGACCGCCGAGGAGGCCGUCAUGGUUGACACCAUGCAGUGGUUGGGGCAGAAUGUCGAGCUGCACGGCGGCCGCCAGCCUCCUGAGGCCUUCCAACCCCGUGCUUACUUCGGCAUGCAGCCGGAGGGCGGGGACCGACCGGGCUACUACAGCCCUCCCCCCAACUACCGCCUGGAAGCGGACGCCGGUAGUGAGCCGAACUUCCUCCCAAGUGGCUGAACAGCAGCAACAGCCAGUGGAGCCACAGCAACAGCCACAGCAGGGGGGCCAGGGAGUACAGCAGCAGCAGCAGCAGCAGCAAGAGGG